This is a messenger RNA of Symbiodinium sp. CCMP2592, 3210 nucleotides long. Lineage: Eukaryota; Dinophyceae; Suessiales; Symbiodiniaceae. The record is from the annotation of a GenBank genome assembly.
AUGGACGAGGCAUCUCAGCAAAGCUCCGGCAAAGAGCUGAGUCCUGAAACCGAGCGGCGAACUGUGGUAAAUGACCUGGCUGCCGCCGUGGAAGUGUACUCGGAGGGCAGAUGGAACGUCCUCUAUCCAGAAGCUUCGUGCCAGGUGGCCACAGACUUCGAAAUCCGCUUGCGUGAAGAUCCGACCAUCAGGACGACCGCAAGUUGCGUGAGCCACGACCUCGAGGUGAGGGCCUCAGAGAUUGAAGACUUCUCGACGAGGUGCAAGAAAUGGCUGGAGGAUGAGGAAGAUGCAGUUCGAAACGAAAGAGAGGAGGCACGGCGCAGGGACAGUCUACAGUUUCUGAAGGUGAGAGCAGACCAACGCCGGGAAUUUGUAUUUUGGGCAGUGAUGCUCGGACACCUGACGGCCUUUGUGGUUUUGCUAAAUGCACUGGUUUCGACGCAACGUGACCUGCAUGAUACCAAACUUUUAUUUCGACCGUUCUGGGAGGCAUGCCAGUAUGCUGCAGCUGCAGUUGGUAGUGGCGCGCUGUUUUUCUGCAUCUCAUGUACGGACCGUCUUUUCCCAUCAUGGCGGGCAGAGCUAUCUGCUGGGUUUGGUUGCGCAUCAUUCAUAUUCAAUUAUGGAUGCACUGCUGCUUAUAUUCAUUUUCAAGCAGAUCUGCUAGCGGUAUGCGCAAACGGAGUCGCGGCAGGAUGGAUCGCACGUCAUCUACACUCCCGGUACUCGGUAGCCUUCGGUGCAGUCGGCUUUUCUGGCUACAUAAUUCUCAGGUCGAUACUUCGUCCGAGUUUCGAAUUCCGACCUUUCUGGGAUGUGUUCCGGGACUCUGCAAUUGCCCUUGGCAUCUCACUGCUGGCCUUCUUCAUCUAUUUGACCAAGCUCGGCAGAACCUUCACAGGAGUGAUGACAGUGUAUUUGCUGUCACUUCUUGCGUGUUUGGUGAUCGUUGUGGCCUACUGGGCGGGCGUUGCAGUUCCGGUAUCUUUUGGGUUCAGCCCCUUUGUCGGCAUCUACGCGCGCUUCUUACUUGUCCCUGGAGACAUGCGUGAGAAGUUGGAAGAAAUGGCUCUGCACAAUACCCUCAACAAGACCAUCACGUUCGAGGGUACUGUGAGUCACGAGCCUCGCAAAGCUUGCGUGGUUUCCUGGCCUGGAAAGUAUGUGACUGCCUGGGAUCACAUGGUGGCCAGCGCCCGGGCUGGUCAGACGAGUGCGGCUGUGGUCUUCUUGCCUCCGGGCACCAAGAACUUUGGGAAGCAUAGCUCCAUUCCCGCACAUGAAGGGAUAGACGGCUGCUGCUGGUGUCAGCCUCUGUAUGGAGAGAGGAAGCGCUGGGGUUGCCGCUGGUGGGCCUUGUGGAUACAGAAUGUGGAAACUGCCGUCAAACACCAUGCGGAACUUCAAGUCUACUUCUUUGAAGGAGCCUGCGGAAAGGGCAAGGUAGCAAGCUUUGAGACGGCGGGCCAAGAACACCUCCAACGAGAGACACUUCUCAAAAAGAUGUAUGAAUUCAGAAACUCCGACAGCUUCCGAGACGCUCGCGAUGCGGGCCUCAAGAAUCUAAGCCGCCUGGAGCGAUAUGAUUCGUCGUCGCAAUACAGCCGUGAGGAGUACCGCUUAUUUCUGCAGUGGCUUCCAGAUUCUGAACGACAGUUGCUGCAAAACGCAGAAGGCUUGGGGAAUUCACAGAAAGCUGAAGUGGCGUGGCUUGAGAAGAAAGGCUACAAGUACACUGCAGUGGACAUCUCCCGAUGGCUAAAAGAGCCAGCGGAAGACAGAGAGAAUCGUUGGGCUUGGAAGCCCGAGGCAAGCUCCCUCGUUUGUGUCUCGCCUUUUUUGGCCUGGUCCAGCGGCCUGGUUAUUGACGAAGAGAGUUCAGAACGAUAUGAAGACAAGUUGCUGAUGGUGGAAGGAAUGCUAGCGGUCGCUCGUGGAUACUGGCAUGACUGGAUGGUCUCGGUGAGUGGAGUGCUUGUGCCGAUCGAGCAAGUUGGCAUGUUGUUUGGGCAGUGCUUGGCUCAGCCAGACCUGAGGCCACCAUGGGCUGGCGUUUCUCGGAGCUUGCGCUUGAACCAAGAGGUGACAUCGGUGGCCACGGAUGGUGCCACGUCUAUGCGGAAGGCCGCGCUGAUCAUGGAGAGUCAGAUAUUCCCGAACAUGUGUUCUGCCCUGCCGGAUCGGGCGUAUCAGAUUCGCAGAGCGUCAAUGCCGCUGACGCUGGAAAAGCGUUGCAAGACAUUCUGGGGGAGUGUAGUCUCCAAGCGUCACACUCUCGUUCCUGACCUGCAAAACUCAGUGGAGUGGCAGAUGAGGUUUGAGACUAUGGAGAACGAGCUCAGGAGUCAGAGGACCGGCCUCUACGACAACUUGGAGAAGUAUCAUCUGCCGACCCCGGAAUCGGUUUUCACGCUGGAAUAUUUCAAGGAGAAGCCGCAGCCGUUCUGCGACCUCGCCAAGGAGUUGCUGCCGGGGAAGUAUCUGCCCACACUGACUCACUGCUUCAUUCGCCUGCUGGAAGAAAAGGGACUACUACAAAGGCUGUUCACUCAGAACAUAGAUGGCCUGGAGCGUGUUUGUGGCAUCUCCCCAGAGCUGCUGGUGGAAGCCCACGGAUCCUUUGCCAAUGCCCACUGCGUGGAGUGCCGCCAGCAGCACGACGUUCUUCGCUGGCGCGACUGUAUCGAGCGCGGCGAAUUGCCGCGCUGUGGUUCUGUGAGGGCCAUACCGAAGCCGGCUGCGAAGCCGACGGAGACCGAGAUGGAGGAGGUCCGGAAAGAGCUCGAGACCUUGCCGGCGUUGCGGGCAGAGGCAUGGAAGACCACGGACUUCACGGAGCUCACGGCCGUCGGCCUCCGGGAGGCCAACCUCAAGGCCAAGCUAGCCGAGAUGGAGAGGUGGGCCGCCGAAGCAGAUGCCAAGCACGAGGAGUGGGAGAAAGGCCCCAAGACUUUCCCCUGCGAGGGCCUCAUAAAGCCGGACAUUGUCUUUUUCGGUGAGGGCUUGCCACCACGCUUUACCUACCUGGCCGAGCGUGAUGGCCGCGCCUGCGAUCUGCUGCUGGUAUUGGGCACCUCUCUCAAGGUGAUGCCCUUUGCUGGGCUUCUGGGCAAAGUGUCGGCCUUGUGCCCGCGGCUCCUCAUCAACCGGGAACCCGUGGGGCUGCACAACCAAGAAGAACUAUCGGGACGUGCACAUGGCAGAUGA